Molecule: messenger RNA, 1657 nt
Organism: Dromaius novaehollandiae (emu)
Lineage: Eukaryota; Metazoa; Chordata; Aves; Casuariiformes; Dromaiidae
Gene: VPS29
Product: VPS29 retromer complex component
Exons: 4
Coding region: 150-698 (182 amino acids)
Biological process (GO): intracellular protein transport; retrograde transport, endosome to Golgi
Cellular component (GO): retromer complex; endosome
Source: RefSeq, a predicted model, not a curated record
GUAGCCACCAGGGCGGCUGCGGCGGAGCGCUUUUCUGCCUGUUUUGGCCCUUCGGAGGUGCCGUAGCUGGCGGUUGGAGUCAGCUGCUCGCUUCCGGGAGGAGCCGCCGCCAGCCUGUGUGAGGGGGGCGCCGCGCGGAGCGCAGCAGGAUGUUGGUGUUAGUAUUAGGAGACCUUCACAUUCCACACCGAUGCAACAGCCUUCCAGCUAAAUUCAAAAAACUGCUGGUUCCAGGAAAGAUCCAACACAUCCUCUGCACAGGAAACCUCUGCACCAAGGACACUUAUGACUACCUCAAGACUCUGGCUGGGGAUGUUCAUGUUGUGAGAGGGGACUUUGAUGAGAACCUGAAUUACCCUGAACAGAAAGUUGUAACUGUUGGACAAUUCAAAAUUGGUCUGAUUCAUGGCCAUCAGGUUAUUCCUUGGGGUGAUAUGGCCAGCCUGGCACUGCUACAAAGGCAGUUUGAUGUGGACAUCUUAAUUUCAGGACAUACACACAAAUUUGAGGCAUUCGAACAUGAAAACAAAUUCUAUAUCAAUCCAGGAUCAGCUACAGGAGCUUAUCAUGCCUUAGAGAACAACAUCAUUCCUUCAUUCGUGCUGAUGGAUAUCCAGGCUUCUACAGUAGUUACAUAUGUUUAUCAACUAAUUGGAGAUGAUGUGAAAGUAGAAAGAAUUGAGUACAAAAAAUCUUGAAGUGUCUUUGCUUGUCUGGUAUUUUUACCAUCUCAUUCUGGAACUGCAAGUUACUGCAAUACUUGAUUGCUAGUUUACAGUACUACACUUAUUUGCUAACAGCUUAACAAUGUAGCUUAUUGGUAUCAACUUCAAACCAACAAUAUGUUUGCUUAUUUUCUCUUGUAUGAUUUGAUUUGUAAAAAUAUUCCAUUAAAAUAACUGGUUUAAAUACUGUUCCUUAAUGUUGUAAUAAACUCUUUUCACUUCAUAGAAAAACUAAGCUUUAUGAACCAUUGUUGAAAAAUGCAAGUUAUACCUGCUUUUAAAGUGUCUGGCAGUACUUUUUCUUGAUAAUGCUUAACAAACAGCCUGAUGCAGAUUUGGCAAUUUAUGUCUAAAGGAUAAAUUUAGCAUAAGCCUCUUGUAACAGGCUUGAACACAUUAAAGAUUGAGGUGCUGGGAGGCAUGUUAGGUCUGCCUCAGAAUCCAUUUGAUAUUAAACUAACUUUCUCAUUCCAAAGUAAGUUGAAAGAGUAAAUGGAGUGAUAGUUUCUGAAAAGAUUACAAUCAACUCACAACAGUAGUAAUUUCACUGUAGAAAGUUUAACUUUAGGCUUUUUAUAUUCAAAGUGGUUUAAAACAACUUGUAUGCUUUACUGAAUGAUGGUCUAAUUAAAUUUGCAAUCAGUGGAGAGGGGCUUUCCUUUACAUGGCUUAUGUAUUUGUGUGUCUGACACUGUAUAUAUACACAAUUUCCUCCAUGUACAAAAAGUUUUAAAUAAUGUAAUUCUGUAUGGCACUUGUACUGCUACUGAGGACUAAAAAAUUGGUUGUUCAAGAGGACUGGAACUUCUGGCUCUCCUACUCUCAGCUGGCUGUAGGGAACUGAAUGUAUUUAACAGCUCCCACUUUUCCUGACUGCUAGUUUUCCAAUAAAAACAGUAUCUUGUCUUCUACAGAAGAUUUAGAAUUCAAAA